Molecule: messenger RNA, 2694 nt
Organism: Diaporthe amygdali
Lineage: Eukaryota; Fungi; Ascomycota; Sordariomycetes; Diaporthales; Diaporthaceae
Exons: 2
Coding region: 1-2694 (897 amino acids)
Source: RefSeq, a predicted model, not a curated record
AUGAGCUAUCCAACAAACAACACCUACCGCCGCUACAAACAGGACACCGAGUCCCUGUUUACAUGGCUUUCUGACUCGCUCGACAAACUUGGCAUCGCGUUUGAUGAGAAGAUAGAGGAAAUAAGCAUUAGAAGGCUACUAGAGCUAGCUUCCCAGGCCCACAGCGCGGGUGUCUCGAUGCCAUACGAAGUCAUCUUUUCCGUCGAGGACGCCCUCAAAGUACGCAGACAGUAUCACGCGUGGUACAGCAACCAUCUCUCCGAGGAUUCCUCCCAAGACCAUCACAAGAGAGUUGACCAGUCAAACAAAGCUCACGCAGCAUUUAUCGACGUGCUACAGUACAUUCAUGACCUCUUCGCUCCAGCCAAGAACCCAGCCCCACAAUCGCUGCAGUCUUCACCAACAGACAAGAAGAUUCUUGACAUCACCAACUUGUUUGCAAACCUAGGGGCUGAGACCGAGGCUGAAGUGCAAGACCCAUAUCCUGGGGCCAAUCUGCCGUCUGGUACAAAGCUGGCCGUGAACCCCUCGGUGGUGGUGAGACGGGUUCGAGCGCUCACUGAAGACAGGCUUUUGGAGCUUUACUGUCUCUUGGAAGAUGCGAACAAGAUACGCCACUACCUACGUAAGAAGUGGGCUGAAUACUCCACUCGGAAAGUCGACCUUCAGACUGCCGCGGUGACAACACAAAUGGCCUUAGAGUCGUUCUUAGACAUCGAGGAUGCUUUCGAGCGCAAGCACGGCAAAGUCCAUGAAGAUGAGGCCAGUGAAUUUGACUCUGAAUACAGAAAUAUCUACAUGGACCUGGCAUUUGGUGAUCUAGCACCUUGCUUAAUGGAGAGCACUGAAACCAUGUCCAAAAAAGAGAAAACAGCCGCUAUCAUGCGGGCGCAAGAUAUCGCGAAGGAACGCUGUCGAAAGAUGGAGGCGUCAGCAUGGCACGUUUCGGACGAUCUGAGAAACUGGAAUUUCCAGCCAGCAUACUAUGCACUCCGACACAUGCUUGCAAAGGGAGACGAGUGGGUGCUCAAGCAGUCUUGUCGCACGCCUGCUGAUAGGUCUGAUGAUCUGGAUGCUGCGAUGGGGUUCUCCAGGGACAAGGAUCGGAUGCACCAGAUCAAAUUCCACACCGCUGCAAGAGAAUUUAUGGACACCUGUGUUGAUGUAUACGCAGUGAGUCUGUUCUUCCGCCAAGAUCAAACAGCUUGUGCAACGGCCGACAUCAUCACCCUCAUGUGGGCAGGGCCGUGUGAUUACAGCAUUGGUAUGGUCCUCUACAUUCAAAUCUCGCAUGAUAUCCGCACAGCGAAGACAGAAUCUGGGCAAGCCAACAUCAUCACUCAAGCAUCUGAUGAUUACAAGAAACUGGGAUGCGAACUGGCUGGUUUCAGCCGAAGAUUUUUCAAUCCCUUACAGCGGUCAUCAAAAGCCUUUGAAAAUCUCAAAGCUUCGAUUAAACUGGAACAAGCCUGGCUAGAAGCAAAGAUUCCCGAGGGGAUAGGUCAGCUAAACAACAGGAGGAAGAAAGCAGUCUCGACGCUUUCGAAUUUUCCCCUCUUGGUCAAUCCGGUCCUUGCUGGCAUGUUUCUUUUCGAACAGUCAUACAAACGCUACCGCAGUCGCAUAUGCAUGGUAAACUGCAAGUGGUCUCUGGUCCCUUUCGCGCAUACUAUGAACUGGCUUGCCGUAGCAGACCAGAACACAACAGCAGACUUCCGAAAGAUAUGGCCCGACUUCUACACAACACUCGGCAUGAUCGGGCCUAGGCCGGCCUGGAUGGGUUCCGGACCUCCAGAGACUUUAAGAAACUGCCGGAACCGAAUGCUCCUAGCUUGGGGGUUGCCACUCACCGAGUUUUACCAGAGGAUGAUUAAUGGCGACAUUCCCAGAGUGGAGGAAUUGAUUAGGCGCAUCGCAUACAACAAAACCGAUCGCUUGAGCACAGAGCUAAUAGAGACGAUGUUGGGUGGUGAUUUGUCUAUGCGAGAAAACCCGAAGAACUUCCAAAAAGUUCUGAGAGAGGCUAGAAAAUAUACAGGCCAACUUCUGAAGAUCGAGUUCAACCAGCCCGUACCACUUCUGGAAGCCGUCCACGAAAAUGUCAACUCUCAAGAAAGGAUCAACGCCAAGCAGAGCCAGAUUCGCAAGAUUGUCUUGUCGUCUACCACCGUGUACGGGUCUGGGACCACCGCGAAGACUCCCAUCAGCAAACCGAAGGGCCACCAGGAACCAGACAUGCUGUCCUACAUUGACACAUUUUCUCGCACGGUGAAAGCCGAAAUGCCACGAAUCAUGUUCCCCUAUGAUGAAUUGUCCUCUAUAUGCUGCGAUCUCGCAUGCAUACUCCUUGACGGUGCGCAUGAGGCCGCCACCACAGACCUGUUUGACAAGGCCAGCGAGGGUGAGGGGAGGGACCUGUUUGACAAGGAAGACAUCGAAGGAUGUGGUGCCUAUAGCGUCUGCUCCAUGAUAGCUCUCGCCACCAUGUUUCGAGAAAGGAAUGAGGGGGGGAAGAAAUGCAGUUUGGAGGAAUUCUUGCUGAAACUUUUGGACGAGCAGUGGAAGAAAUCGCAGCACCCCAAAGAUGAGCUCACCAGAGACUUUGUGGAAAAGUGCAAGGGUUUUGGAUUCUUGGUUCCAGAGUGUGCGACUGAAGCUUUGUCAUCUGGGGAGCCACCCGGGGCGUCGACUUGA